Messenger RNA from Phycodurus eques (leafy seadragon), 1480 nucleotides. It is a transcript of the gene dhrsx, whose product is annotated as dehydrogenase/reductase (SDR family) X-linked. The transcript has 7 exons. The coding region runs from base 29 to 1009 and encodes 326 amino acids. NCBI's taxonomy places the organism in Eukaryota, Metazoa, Chordata, Actinopteri, Syngnathiformes, Syngnathidae. The record is from RefSeq and is a predicted model, not a curated record.
GUCGGACGCCGCAGAGGAAGGAAGAAGAAUGAUGAAUCCUCUGUCAGUUUUGGUGCCUCUUCUCAAACUUUACUACUGUGGAAUCAGAGUUCUCAUCUACCAGAUGUUCAACAGCUCGUUUACUCUACCAGUCUUACAGAAGCAGAAUGGAAGGGUUGGCAUUGUUACUGGUGGUACAAGAGGAAUGGGUUAUGUGACUGCAAGACAUCUGGCAAGACUUGGCAUGCAUGUUAUAAUAGCUGGGAAUGAGAGAGAGGAGGGCUUAGCUGCUGCAAGGACAAUUCAGGGAGAAUGCAGAGAGGGGAAAGUGGAGUUUCUGUUUCUGGACCUGACUUCCCUGAAUUCAGUGCGAGAAUUUGUCGAAACAUUCAAAGGCAGAGGGCUUCCGCUCCAUGUUCUGGUUAACAAUGCUGGAACCAUGCUGGUUUCUGAGAGUCAGACAGAAGAUGGCUUUGAGUUACACUUUUCUCUCAACUACCUCGGCCACUUCCUACUGACCAACCUGCUGCUUGACUUGCUGAAGAGAUCAGGCAGACCAGGCUGCUGUUCACGUAUCGUCAACAUGUCCUCUGCAACACACUAUGCGGGGGUUAUACACAUGGAUGACCUCAACAGGAGGUUAAGCUACAGUUCUCAUGGUGCCUACGCCCAAAGCAAACUAGCUUUAGUGCUUUUCACUUACUACCUACAAGAGCAGAUGACAGCCAAAGGUUUCUCAGUGGUCGUCAACGCUGUGGAUCCUGGGAUGGUGGACACAGCACUCUACAACAACCUGUGGAGCCUUGCACAGGCACUCAAAAAGCCAUUUGCCAAGACUUUGUUCAGGACACCGACAGAGGGUGCCUCCAUAAUCAUGUAUGCGGCAGCUGCCUCUGAGAUGGAAGGGGUGGGUGGUUGCUACCUCUACAAUGGCGAGAAGAGACAAUCAGCCAAAGAUUCCUAUGACGCUGAACUUCAAGCGGAGUUGUGGAGAAAGAGCUGUGAGCUUGCAGGCCUACACAAGGGCUAAUAUACAGCGUGACUGUCCUUCAAAGACCAAUAGAUCCACAUCAGACUUGAAAUUAUGUACGGAUUUGGCUUGGACCAGUGAUUCACAACCACUAUGGUGUGGAAAUGUAUCUUCUUUUUUUUUCCUAAUUGGUCUGAAAAUUAUUAGUUAUCUAUUGUAAGUAAUGUAUCUUUGUUCAUCUAUUGUAUCCGUGCCAGCAAUGUAUCGUGACAGGAAGAUAAUUAAAUGCUCUUUCACUUGAUGGCAGAAGCUCCAGUUAACCUUUGUAUCCACCUGUUGCCAUGCAUACAACUGAAUAACUUUGUGUUAAACUAAACAAGACCAGAUUUCCCAUUGAGUAAGUAAUUUGAUCCGAGAUCAUCAUUAUUUCAAUAUAUAUAUAUACAGUAUUUUUUGUCACAUUUUUGUUUGGUGGUUUUCCAAUGUGAAAUAUGUGUCUGACCCUGACUCAAUAAAAAUUGGGAAACGCUG